AAAAGUUGCCACUGCCAGUACUGCCACUGUCCUUCCAAUUCAAAUACCGACCUACCUACGUAACGUAUAUUUUGUAAGUUUUGGUGAAAGUUGAAGAUAAAGUUGUAUUCAAAAUAGAAACGUGAAUAAUAUUAGUUUUUCAUGCAUAGCUUACUUAGUACUUAGGUAAAAGUCUAAAUUCUAGAAUGGACUAAUCAAAAUUACACUUGUGUGAAGUGAAUGCUGUCUGCAAAGAGUAAAACGACCUAUGAUAUAACAAACAUGAAUGCCCCACUUCAUGUUGAGAUUGUACAGAAAAGGAAAAGCCAUGAAAGUAAAGACUUCAUAAAAGGAAUAGUGCAUUCGUACCUUGCUAGGUUUUCCUGUAUAAGUCCCGGUACCACACUUAGUGAUAAAGAUUUAGAAGAAAAUGUUGAAUUGAACGAGCAUGUACAAUCCAUUACUUUCUGUGAUAUAGAUCAUGAUUCUGAAGUACAAAUGACAAAUACGGAAUUCUUGUACCACAUAUAUAAAUUAGACUGUUUCGGUGUGGAGACAGAUACUAUGACUGACAACGCUUCUGGUGAAGAGUUAGCUGCCGCCGACGUGUGGUCGUUGCCUUCAGAGGAGUUUCACGGAUUGUGGGAAAGCUUGGUGUACGAUUCGAAGUUGAAAGAAGACACAUUGAGAUUCGCGGAGACCGCUUUCGAGUUCGCCGAUCGCGGCGUGAAUCCCACCAUAGUCGGAUGUAACCGAGUAGUGCUGCUGCACGGGCCCCCGGGCACCGGCAAGACGAGCCUGUGUCGAGCACUCGCGCAGAAGUUGGCCAUCCGGCUGGGCGAGCGUUUCCCACGCGCGCGGCUGCUCGAAAUCAACGCGCACGGGCUCUUCUCCAAGUGGUUCUCGGAGAGCGGCAAGCUGGUGGCGCGCCUGUUCGAGCGCGUGCGCGACAUCGUGGAGGACCGGCGGCUGCUCGCCUGCGUGCUCGUGGACGAGGUGGAGUCGCUGGCGCACGCGCGGCGCGCCGCCCUCGCCGGCCUCGAGCCGUCCGACUCCAUCCGCGCCGUCAACGCGAUCCUCACGCAGCUGGACCGGCUGCGGCGGCAUCCCAACGCGCUCGUGCUAGCCACCUCCAAUGUGACGGGCGCCAUCGACGUCGCGUUCGUGGACCGCGCCGACGUGAAGCGGCUGGUGGGCCCGCCGACGGCGCGCGCUGCGUACGAGAUCCUGCGCGGCUGCUGUGGUGAGCUGGCGGCGCGCGGCGUGGUGUGGCCGCGCGCGGGCGAGCGGUUGUUCGCGCUGCGCGUGCUGGAGGGCUCCCGGUUCGCGGAGAGCGAGGCGGCGCGCGCGUCGCUGCGGCUGUGGGCGCUCGCGGGCGAGGCGGGCGCGGCGCGGCUGUCGGCGCGGGCGCUGCGCCGGCUGCCGCUGCUGGCGCGCGCGCUGCACUGUGAGCCGCGGCCCGACCUGCUGCGCUUCGUGGACGCGCUGCACGCCGCGCUGCGCCAGCACCUCGCCGACACACGAGAUUUGCACUCCGAUGAUGAACGAUGACUCUUCAUGCUGCUCUGUGAUAUGUUCAUAUUUAGAGAGUUGAUAUUGGUUUUAAUUUCAAAUAGAAUGGUUCGACCUUGAGUGGACUACAAAUUGUCAAUAGAUAUUUAAAUGGAUUUAGUGUACAUGUACAGAUUUCACACAUGCUUUUUCAGACAGUGCUCUUAACCACUGAGCUAUCAUGGCUGGCAUGGUCUCGAUAGCUCAGUGGUUAAGAGCACUGUCCCGGAUUGUCCCGGCACUGUCCCCAGGCGCGGUUUCAAUUCCCGCUUGAUUCCAGAAUUUUUUCAUCUCAUCAUUAUUGUCAAUAGAUAUUUACGGGCUCAAACUUAUACACUUGUGAUAAAGAUAUUUUAUUACCAUGUUUUACUAAGCAUGAAUUAAUUGACAUUAUCAUAAACCUAGUGCAUUUGAAACUUCUAAACAGUGUUUAUUAAUUAAUGUAUGUAAGAAAAUUGGUGAUUAAUUUUAAGUGUUAAAAAUAUACACCUAAGUACAAAUUAA
Molecule: messenger RNA, 2034 nt
Organism: Plodia interpunctella (Indianmeal moth)
Lineage: Eukaryota; Metazoa; Arthropoda; Insecta; Lepidoptera; Pyralidae
Gene: pch2
Product: pachytene checkpoint 2
Exons: 1
Coding region: 220-1530 (436 amino acids)
Biological process (GO): reciprocal meiotic recombination; meiotic recombination checkpoint signaling
Cellular component (GO): chromosome; nucleus
Molecular function (GO): ATP hydrolysis activity; ATP binding
Source: RefSeq, a predicted model, not a curated record